Messenger RNA from Arabidopsis thaliana (thale cress), 1099 nucleotides. Its product is annotated as Lojap-related protein. Gene Ontology annotation, cellular component: mitochondrion. The transcript has 4 exons. The coding region runs from base 233 to 787 and encodes 184 amino acids. Lineage: Eukaryota; Viridiplantae; Streptophyta; Magnoliopsida; Brassicales; Brassicaceae. The record is from RefSeq and is marked reviewed.
GUUCAUUGUACCUCUUUUGCUUGUGACAAUCUUCCUCUUUUGCUUGUGUAAUAGGCUAAGGGUAUUAAAUUUAAUGUUUAUUUUUGUAUAAGAGAAUAAUUAAAGCGUUUUUUAAUCAAAAAAAUUAAACACCUAAAGCCGCAUCACCAGCGUUGACCAACGUUCCGGUCAAUCGAAUUCGGUAUUAGGGUUUAAACCCAACCGUCCCCCAUUUCUCCACCGCGCUUAGCUAAUGUUGACGACUCUUCGAUCUCGUUGUUCGUCUCUUCUUCUAAAUCAAUCAUGGAAGCUAGCUCCCAAUCGCAUCUUCGCUUCCUCUCCCUCUUUUUCUUCAUCCGCCGGGAUCUCUAAUGUCUCAGAGAUUCUCACACUUCCCGAAGUGGAGAAGAUUCUCGCCGACGUGAAAGCUGAUAACGUGACUGUGAUUCCUACACAUAAUCAUUGUUUCUGGGCUGAUUUCACUGUCAUCGCCACCGGUAGAUCCGAUUGGCACUUAAGAAACAUCGCUCAAGCUUUAGUUUAUAGGGCCAAGCAAAAGCAGAAAGGAGCUAAACAUGUAAUGUUACCUUCUGUGCAAGGGUACAAUAGCAAGUGGAUUGUCAUAGACUACGGAAAGUUUGUAGUCCAUGCACUUGAUGAGAAAGCCAGAGGUUAUUUCAAUUUGGAAAGCCUUUGGUCUGCUGAAUCCUCUGGUACUGAUACUUCAGAUCAGGAUCUCCAAAACGUUUUUGUAAAGGUCCGACCAAAGAACAAUUCGAAAAGGAAACCGGCUAAAGUGAGUUCUUGAUCCUGUCCGAUGGAUACAAUUUCUCAUAAACUUCUCGAGUCUAGACGAGUUAAGAAUAGGAGGAUUUUAAAGCCUAUUAAGUAUUUAUCUCCUUAAUAUUUUUUUUUUUGGUAAGUUUUAUCUCCUUAAUAUUUGUAGUCAUCUAUCUAUUUUUUCCUUAAUAUCUUUGCUUAAAAAAAAUAAAAAAUUUAGUCAUCUAUCUAUUUUUUUUUUCUUUUUUAAAUAUGGAAAAGGAUUAAUCUGUCUCUCCUCCUCAAAAAAAGGAAACGAAUUUAUCCCUCUUAAUAUAAAUAAUCAAAUUGGCAAACUUGG